AUGUCGAAACAAUUCUUACGUUCCACCAAAAAUAUGGUGAAAGGUUACUCCUCCACUCAAAUCUUGGUGAGGGAUGCCACAGCUAAUGACGAAAACACACCAUCUAUCGACAUUCUUGAUGAUAUUGCCGAAAAGACUUAUGAUUCAGUGGAUUUUUUCGAAAUUAUGGAUAUGUUGGAUAAAAGAUUGAAUGACAAGGGUAAAUAUUGGAAACAUGUGGCUAAGUCGUUGACUGUUUUGGAUUAUUUGAUUAGAUUCGGUAGUGAGAAUUGUGUGUUUUGGUGUAAAGAAAAUUUAUAUUUGAUCAAGACUUUGAAGGAAUUUAGAGUAGAUGAUGCCAUUGAUUACAAUACAGGCUAUGACCAGGGUCAAAUAGUUAGAGUUAGAGCUACAGAAUUAACAAGUUUAUUGAUGGAUGAUGAAAGAUUAAGAGAAGAAAGAAGCUUACAUAGCCGUGGCGGUAGACGUAGUGCACCACCUCCUCGUAUGGCCCCACAAAGAAGAAACACUUCAAGAUCUGAUUUCAAUAGACAAAGAGCUGACGAUCAUUAUGAUGAUGACUUACAAAAAGCUAUAGAAGAAAGCAAAAGAACUGCUGAAGAAGAUGAAAGAAGGAGAAGAAAUAGAGAAGGUGAUCAAGAAGAUGAUUUUGAAACAGCUUUGCAAUUGAGUAAAGAAGAAGAAGAAUUGAAAAAAUUACAAGAAUUACAUGCUCAACAAAUAGCUUUACAAAAUCAACAAAACGCUACACCAACUACACAAAACGUGGCAAAUGUUUAUACAGAUAUCUUUGGUAACCCAAUCUCCUAUGAAGAAUGGUUACAAUAUCAACAACAACAACAACAGCAACAAUUACAACAACAACAAGCUCAACAGGCCCUCCUGGAACAACAACGAUUGGCUGAACAACAAGCUCUUUGGGCCCAACAACAACAACAACAAGCCGCAUUGGCUCACCAACAAGCCGAAGCAGCUUUCUAUCAACAACAAGCUCAAGCUGCUUUGGAACAACAACAACUAUUACAACAACAACAAGCUCAAGCUCAGGCUCAAGCUCAAGCUCAACAAGCUGCCUUAGCCGAGCAACAACGUUUAGCUGAACAACAACGUUUAGCUGAACAACAACGUCUAGCAGAACAACAAGCACAACAACAACAAGCCGCCCUAUUGGCUCAACAACAAACAGCUUUAAACCAACAACCAAUGGUUACUGGUACCAACAAUCCUUUCUCCUUAUCAAAUAUAAACAACCCUCAACAACAACAACCUCCUUUAAUGUCAAGCUCAAGUACAACUCUACCCGAUUUAUCCUCUUUCAAACAAUCUACUUCGGUUCCACCAGCAACUCAAUCAAGUUAUACAACAAAAACAAAUGCUUCUUCAUUACCACCACAACCAAUCCCACAAAUGCGUACUGGUAACCAAGAAAUUUCAGAUAAAUAUAAUAAUUUGAAUACUCUUUUGGCCACGGGUACCGGUAUCGAUACUUUUGGUAACACAGGUGACAUGCGUAUUCCUGCUCAACAUACCGCAACAGGCACUUUCAUUAAUUCACAAGGUACAGGUUAUAAACAGUAUAUAAAUGAUCCAAAGAAUAAUCCUUUCAUGUCAAAUCAAUAUACUGGUUUACCAAGUACAAAUGUAGUUCCAAGUUACACUGGUUAUGGUUUUGGUAACCAACCACAACCACAAACUACUGCAAGUCAACCAAACACUCAACAAUAUCAACAACCAAAUCAACAACAUGCUCAACAACAACAAAAUUCGAAUGCUCAAGGGUUUAGUUUAAUUGAUUUAUGA
This is a messenger RNA of Henningerozyma blattae CBS 6284, 1800 nucleotides long. Its product is annotated as ENTH domain-containing protein. Bases 1 to 1800 code for a protein of 599 amino acids. The transcript has a single exon. Gene Ontology annotation, biological process: endocytosis; actin filament organization. Gene Ontology annotation, molecular function: phospholipid binding; clathrin binding. The record is from RefSeq and is a predicted model, not a curated record. Gene Ontology annotation, cellular component: endosome; clathrin vesicle coat; plasma membrane. Lineage: Eukaryota; Fungi; Ascomycota; Saccharomycetes; Saccharomycetales; Saccharomycetaceae.